AUGGCGCGAACAAAGCAAACCGCUCGUAAGUCGACAGGUGGGAAAGCACCGAGAAAGCAGCUGGCGACAAAGGCAGCGAGGAAAUCAGCUCCCGCUACUGGUGGAGUGAAGAAACCGCAUCGUUACCGCCCUGGUACCGUUGCGCUUCGUGAAAUCCGUCGUUACCAGAAAUCUACCGAGCUACUUAUCCGCAAACUGCCCUUCCAACGUUUGGUGCGUGAGAUAGCCCAAGAUUUCAAGACCGAUCUUCGUUUCCAGUCGUCCGCUGUGCUCGCACUGCAGGAGGCUAGCGAAGCCUACUUAGUGGGGCUUUUUGAGGAUACGAAUCUGUGAAAGAAGUGGGACGCUAGUUCGUUUCUUAAUAGCUUGGGUCGCGAGCCAAGUAAAGACGGUCAGCGAGUCUUACGAGUCAUAAGGUCCCAGUUCUGGCCAGUCGACUCAACAUGGAUUGUUAAAAUAGAAUCAGGCUCGCAUUAUGUGAUAGUUGCACUGCAUCCCAAGUUGUAA
Molecule: messenger RNA, 507 nt
Organism: Acanthocheilonema viteae
Lineage: Eukaryota; Metazoa; Nematoda; Chromadorea; Rhabditida; Onchocercidae
Source: the annotation of a GenBank genome assembly